Molecule: messenger RNA, 6705 nt
Organism: Rotaria sp. Silwood1
Lineage: Eukaryota; Metazoa; Rotifera; Eurotatoria; Philodinida; Philodinidae
Source: the annotation of a GenBank genome assembly
AUGUUUCUUGAGACAAAUCAUAUUAAUAUUCUUUUGUCAUUUGUACGUUCAAUAUCAAAAUCAAAUGAUCCUGAUCAAUUAUUAUCACAUAAUAAACGUUCUUCAUUGUUACUUAAUGUAUUAUUAAAACAAAUUCGUGAUCGUAUUGAAUCGGAUCAUAAACUUUUAAUUGAUCAACGUUUAGAAAAUAAUAUUAUUGCUUUAGCUUAUUUAGCUGUUGAACUUAAUGAUAGAUGCAAAAUUCGUAAAGAUAUUAUUAAAGUUUUACUUGAUUUUUAUCAAAAAAUACCAACAGCAAGAUAUUAUGAAAUAGCUUCAUAUAAUUAUAAAUAUGCAUUACCUCCAGCAGAAGUAUUUAGUUUUUGUCUUCAUACAGCUUUAACAGAACUUGCAUCAACAUCAGAUGAUACAAAAACAAGAGAUAAUAUUAUGCUUCUUAUUGCGGAUAUUAUUCGAAAGAUUGUUGAAAGUUUACGUAAAGCUGCUCAUAGUCAUGCAAAAGAGAGAUAUCAAUCGAUCUAUCGAUAUGAAGUACCAUUUUUAUUUGGAGCAUUACGAUCAAUUGGAAGAAUAUCUAUAACCGAGCAAAGUUUAAUAUCUCAAUUAUUUUCAAUAAAUUUUAAUUCAUCAACACAAUCGAUUUAUAUUGAACAAAAACAAUUAACAAAUAAAUCAUUAACUAAUAUUAAAAAUAGUACAAUUACAUUUCGUCCAAUUAUAUCAAAAGUUUUAUCAAGAAGUGUUCUUUCAACAACUAAUGAUAGUAUGCCACAACUUUUAUAUUUAAAUACAAAUAAUUCAAUAUAUAAUGGAGAUCAACAUGAUUAUUCAUCAACAAUUCGAUCUCUUUCCUCAGUAGAAGAUAGUGAUUCGUGCACAUGGAAAGAUGAUCUUCGAAUGAAUUCUUUAUUUUUUUCUGUCUCUGGUUCUACUUAUCAUCAUCGUCGAAGAUCUUCAUCAUUAUCAAAUGUAAUCUCUUCACGUUUUCGUAUUUGUGUUACUCCUUCUAUGUUAGAACAUGUACAUGAGACAUUUCAAUUAAUCGAUAAUCGUGUUGUUAGAUUUUUGGAUAAAGCAGCCAGUGCUGAAUAUGAUUCAAUUCAUCGACACAAUCCCUCUCAAUCUUAUUCAAAACGUUAUUUUCCUUAUGCAUAUUUUGGUGAUGUUCUCAUUUUAUGUAUUAUUAAAUUCUUUCGUGAUAAUCUUGAAUUACUUAGUAAAUCUACUGAACGAUUUGUGUCAGUUACAAAAGCCACUUAUUUAUUUGUUCAACAAUUAAUAACAAUUAAAUUAUUGGAUUUAGAUAAUGACGAAUAUGGAAAAGAUUCUCAUCGUUAUCGAACACGUGUAGAUGCUAAUGCAGCAGCAUUAGAACUACUCUGUUUAUCAUGUGAUGAUGAAAACGAAGCCGAAAAAUUAUGUACAAAAUGUGCAGAAAAAUUCAGUCAAGAAUCAAUAAGUAUCAAAUUAUUAGCUGCUCAAAUGCCAUUAUUAAUCACAUCGUUAGAAAUAUUAAGUCGAUUAGCAGAUAAAUAUCAAACAUUAGCAACAUAUGCUAUUCGAGUGUUAUGUGAUUUUUUAACUGAACCUUCACCAUUACUUUUUAAAUUAUAUCGACAUACAAGUCAAAAACUUGAUGAAGAAGAACAGAAUUCAUUUAUGAAUGAUGAUGUUAAAAGUUCAAAAGAAUAUCGAGCAUUUCAAAUAUUUGAAAAAUUACGAGAUUCAGCUAUUGAAGGAAUAUGCAAAUCAUUAUGUAUUCGUUUAAAUUCGGAUCCAAAAUGUGUUGAAGCUUUACUUACACAACUUUCUGCAAGACUUGCUUCAGGACAUAUUAAUGAUAAUUCACAUUGGAUGUUUAAUAUUGUACUGCUUGAUGCAGCACCACUUAAACAUCGUACAUCAAUACGACAAGAUAUUGAUAAAGAAAAAUAUGAAAAUUUAUUACAAACAUCAUUAGUUUCUCAUAAUACUAUUCUUACAUUGGGUCAUAUGGCUAUAGCUUUAAAAGAUGUUCAACAUACUCAACCAUUAAUUUUAGCUCGUUUUCAACAACGUCUUGGUGAUCCACCAUCACCACUUGAUAUUCUUAUUAUUAAUCAAAUUGGUUGUAUGCUUAUUUCUAGUCUUCCACAAGCAACUUACGAAGAAAUUAUUAGAUUAUUUACUGAGAUAAUUAUCAAUUCUACUUUUCCAACUAAUGAUAAUACAAAUCAAUCAACAACUUCAAGUCGACAGCCAAUAAAAUACAAACAAACAUCAAAUGCUGUAAUCAAUGUAUUAGCAAAUGUUGCUGCUAAUAUUCAAGGAACAAUAGAAUUAAUGAAUCUCUUAACUAGUAUUCUAGAAUUAUUUGUUCAACUUGGUUUACGUGCAAAAGAUGCAAGUGAAAAAUCAACUAAAAAUGCUUUAAAAGUUUCAAAUACAGCUGGUAGUCUUGGUGUAUUAAUACCAAUUAUUGCUGUUGUUAUGCAACGUAUUACUGUGAUAAAUGAUCCGUCCGAACGUGUUUUUCGUUUAUUUCAACGUUUUUGGUUUUAUUGUGUUUUAUAUGGAUUUGCUGAUCCAGAAGGAGGUUUAUGGCCAACAGAAUGGCAUGAUUGUGUUCGAUUAAUUGCAACAAAAUCUCCAACAUUAGUUUCUCAAAGUGUAUCCUAUGUACCAUUGAAAGCUGCAAUGCCAUUGAAACCAGAACAAGUUACUAAAGAAGAUAAUAGUGCAUUAAAGUCAAAAUUAAAUACUAUAUUUUCUAGUUAUCUUAAUGCUAAAGCAUUUAUUGAUAGAUUUGGUUUUGAACAAAGUGCUUAUACACUUUCAGUUUAUUAUCUUGAAACAUAUCGAGUUCGUCAUUCACUUGUUCCAUCGGCAUUUCAAUGUAUAUUUUCUUAUCUCGAAGAUCCAGGUUUAAUUAGAGAUAAAUACGGUUUAUGGACAUUGAUGGCAGCUGUAGGAAGAAAAUGUUUUGAUAUCUAUGUUGAUGAAAUGAAAAACAUGCCAAAAGGUCCUAAACGAAAUAAAAAUCUUGAAGUUCAAUGUCAAUUUUUUAUGGUUAAACGAACACAUGUUCGUACAGAAGUACGUGAAGAAGCUAAAUGUUAUCUUCAUUCAUUAUUAUCACAAAAUGCUUUUCCAAAUUUAUUUUGUAAUCCAGUUAUAAUUGAAACUUUAAUGAAUAUUAUUAAUAUUCUAUCAUAUUCAUUAAGUGAAGAUAAUUUACAUAAAGUUAUUGCACAUCAUCGUGUACCAGAUACAAAUUAUACUAUUCAAUUUAUUGAUACUCAUGAAAAAAGAUUGGAACUUUUCAAUGCAUUUGUUGAUUUUGGUCGCAUGUUCACCGAACAAGCUUUAAUGAUAUCACAGACAUUAGUUAAAUCAUGUAUUCAACAAUAUAUGUUUAAACUUGAACAAGGAAAAAGAAAUUCUGAUGCUGUUCGUCAACAUAAAGGUUUACAUGUUAUGUGGGAAUAUUUAAGUACAUAUUCAAAAACAGUUGAUGCUAAUUCAGGAUCUGGUGGAAGUAAAUUAUAUUAUCGAACAGAUUUUGCUGAUUAUAUGAUAUCAUUAAGUGAACGAAAUGCAGCUGUUGGAUUUGUUGAAGGACUUGUUCGUAAUGAUUAUCGAACAGCAUUAAAACAAGUAAAAGAUGAUAUGGAACAUGCAAUUCAUAAUCGAAUGAGUUCACUUGAUAAAUUUAAAUCAUUACAACAACGUCGUCGUCGAAUGUCUAUUGUUGCACCUGUUAAUGAUAAAGGUAUUGCAUUAGAUUUUGAAGAACGUAUUGCUAUUUUUGAUAGUGAUUUUCGUAAUGCACUUUUUAAAUUAACAGCUAUGUUAAUUCAUAAUAUAGAUCAUAUGGAUGAUAAUGAAAAUGAAAUGACAUUUACAACAAUGAAUACUAGACCUUAUGGAAAUGAUACACCAAAAGAAAAUGUUCUUGAUCGAGAUAUGGUUCAUUCAUUAACAUGGUUACCAGUUAAAAUGUUUACAACAUCUGUAAUGGAAGCUGCUGUAGAUUGUUGGUCUUGGGCAAUAGUUGGUCGACCUGAACUUGAAUUAUUAAUUGUUGAAGAAAUAUAUAAAGUUUGGGAGAAAGUUAUUAGUGAUCGUCAAGGUUUAUAUUCAAUUGAUAAACCAGAACCAUCUCCACUUGCACCAUCAGAAAAAGAAGAAUUAAAACCAAGACCACCAUCUGUUAAUCCACAUCGACUAUUUUUUAAAUUUAUUGAAGAACGUGUUUAUUUAUGUAUGCAUAAAGCUGAUAUUGAAAUGGAAAUGCUUGUUGAUUUAUUACAUAAAUCACUUUCAUUAAUAUUAGAAAAUCCUCGAGCACCAAUGACAAAACAUAUUAGUGCUGUUGGUCUUCGUUUUCGAAUUUUAUAUCUUGCACUUUAUCUUGUACAAAGUGAUUAUUUAGCUAAUGGUAUAAGUAAAUAUUUACUUCGAGAAAAAGUUUAUCAUACAGCAUUUGAUUAUUUUACUGUUCGUCAUCAUUGUCCAACUCAAUCACAAAAUGAAUUACGAAAUGAUAUUCGUAGAUUAAUUCGAUUUUUUUCAUUAGUUCAUGGUGAAAAAAAAUUUUGUAAUGAUACAAACAUAACAGGUUAUUUUUAUUAUUCAUCAUUAAGAGUUCUAAGUUUUUUUUGUCUUUAUUUAGCUGAUAUAGAUAAUGUAAUAACAAAUGGAAACUAUAUUUAUGAUAGAAGUGAUAGUUCAUCAAGAACUGGAGCACCAACAGGAUGGAUUAAUUCAUUAGCUGGUGGUGGUGGAGUUGUUGCUGGUGUUGGUGGACAAUCGACACUCAGUCGAAAAUCUGCUGGAUCAGCAAAAUAUACUGAUAAAACUCAGGGUACACGACUAUUAUCUCGAGAUUUACUUAAAAAACGUAAUCUACUUCUUACAUUACUUGCUUAUGAAAUUGAACGUUUGGAAACAUUUCAUAAUCCAUUAGGACGUGCUGAUCUACAAAUUGAUCAAAAUAUACAAUCAACAUAUAGAAAUUGGAAAUUAUAUGAUAUGAAUGGUUUUUCAAAUAAAACAUGGCGAGAAUAUGGACGUUUAGCUUGGUCUAUUUCAACUGAUUUAGCUAUUAGUUUUUAUUAUGCUAUUCCAAAAGAUUCCUUACGUAGUGAAAUUCAACAACUUGUAAAAUCUAAUCCAUUACAAGUUCGACAUAUUCCUGAUGCUUUAAGUAUUUUUACAGUUACAUCAGAAAAUGAUCGUCAAUGUGAAACAUCUAUUAUUCUUACUUGGGCAUCGAUUGAUCCUGUUACUGCACUUUCUUAUUUUGCUAGUGCAAGACUUAAUCAAGUAGCUAAUUCAUAUACUAUACAAUUUGCAUCACGUAUACUUUGUAUAACAAAAUCUGAAGCACUUAUUUUAUAUAUUCCUCAAUUGGUACAAGCUGUUCGUUAUGAUGAAAUGGGUUUUGUACGUCGUCUAAUCUUAGCAUUAUCAGAAAAAUCAAAUUUAUUAGCACAUCAACUUAUUUGGAAUAUACGAACAAAUACAUAUAAAAAUGAAACAACACCAGAUGAUGAAAUGAAAAAAAAACUUGAACCCAUAGCUCAACAAAUUGAAAUUAAUUUUACAUCUGAUGCAAAAAAAUUUUAUGAACGUGUUUUUACAUAUUCAGAUAAACUAACUAAAGUAUCAGAAAUAAUUAAACCAUAUCCAAAGGGAAAUGAUCGUAAACAAGCUUGUGCAAAGGCUUUACGUGAAAUCGGUUCUGAAGUACCAACUGGUGUUUAUCUUCCAUCAAAUCCAGAAGCAAUUUUAAUAUCAUUAGACCUAAAAAGUGGAGCACCAAUGCAAAGUGCUGCUAAAGCACCAUAUCGAGCAACAUUUCGUGUUCAAACUGUUGGUAUUGAACAAGUUGAACGUUGUGCUGAUCCUGAUUAUGAAUUUAUGCAUGAUUUUAGUACUGAAUAUUCACAAAUGGCUAUAUUUAAAGUUGGUGAUGAUGUUCGACAAGAUAUAUUAGCUUUACAAUUAAUGCGUUUAUUUCAUAAUAUAUUUGAACAAGAAGGAUUAGAAUUAUAUUUAUAUACAUAUCGAGUUAUAGCAACAAGUCCUGGAUGUGGUGUUAUUGAAUGUGUUCCAAAUUCUCGUUCACGUGAAGAUAUUGGUAGAAAUACAGAAGCUGGUCUAUUUGAUUAUUUUCGUCAUGUUUAUGGCAAAGAAGAUUCAAUUAAAUUUCAAAAAGCACGUCGAAAUUUUGUAAUAAGUAUGGCUGCUUAUUCAGUAGCACUGUUUUUAUUACAAAUCAAAGAUCGUCAUAAUGGAAAUAUUAUGCUCGAUGAUGAAGGACAUAUUAUUCAUAUUGAUUUUGGUUUUAUGUUUGAAUCAUCACCUGGUGGAAAUAUGAGAUUUGAACCAGAUAUUAAAUUAACUGCUGAAAUGAUUCUUAUUAUGGGUGAUUUAACAGCUCCAGCAUUUUUAUGGUUCAAAGAAUUAUGUAUUAAAGGUUAUUUAGCAUUGAGACCUUAUCGUCAACAUUUUAUAACACUUGUUGCAUUAAUGUUAGAUACUGAAUUGCCAUGUUUUCGUGGUCAUACAUUAGAACAAUUUAAUGCUCGUCUUAAACCUGAUUCAAGUGAAACUGAAGCAGCUCGUUAUAUGCAUGAAGUUAUUAAUCGUUGUGCACACAGUUUAAGAACACGUAUUUAUGAUUAUAUUCAAUUUCAACAAAACAAAAUUCCUUAUUGA